Messenger RNA from Anisakis simplex (herring worm), 351 nucleotides. Lineage: Eukaryota; Metazoa; Nematoda; Chromadorea; Rhabditida; Anisakidae. The record is from the annotation of a GenBank genome assembly.
AUGGUGGUGUGGUUUGGAGUGGAAUUGGAAUGGCUGUUUGAUGGUUUUGCUGGAAUAGGGGUCGCAACAUCGAGUAUCGAAUCUGGACAAGGCCAACGACAGAAAAUGACCGAAAAUUUGUCGAAUACGUCCAAUCACCAGAGACUGGACGAAAUGUUCAUUCAUUUGACACCAAAAGGUGCCACCGUGCCGUACAGCUUGUGUGUGGAUAGUGAACGUAACGUUUGGGUGGCUUCAAAGGGUGGUUUAUUCAAAUUCGAUUCAACCGGCAAAAAUUUGCUGUUCGAACGCCGGAAUCCGUUCCCGAAGAAGAUAUCACCGUAUUGUCAAGUGCUCUAUUGUGAUGGGAAG